This is a messenger RNA of Exaiptasia diaphana, 2140 nucleotides long. Its product is annotated as serine/threonine-protein phosphatase PP1-beta catalytic subunit. The record is from RefSeq and is a predicted model, not a curated record. Gene Ontology annotation, molecular function: protein serine/threonine phosphatase activity. Gene Ontology annotation, biological process: circadian regulation of gene expression; regulation of circadian rhythm. Bases 60 to 1052 code for a protein of 330 amino acids. Gene Ontology annotation, cellular component: nucleus; cytoplasm. Lineage: Eukaryota; Metazoa; Cnidaria; Anthozoa; Actiniaria; Aiptasiidae. The transcript has 8 exons.
AAACACUCGCCUGUUUUGUGUGUCGUUAUUGAUGGAAGAUUUGGGGAACAAGAUCCAUAAUGGCUGAUGGAGAAUUGAACAUUGAUAGUAUUAUAACUCGCUUAUUGGAAGCUCGAGGGCGACCAGGAAAGAGUGUGCAGCUCGCAGAAUCGGAGGUACGAGGGUUAUGCUUGAAGUCUCGAGAAAUCUUUCUAAACCAGCCUAUCUUACUGGAGCUGGAGGCUCCUCUGAAAAUAUGCGGUGAUAUUCAUGGCCAAUACACAGACUUGCUGAGACUUUUUGAGUAUGGUGGUUUUCCUCCAGAGGCCAAUUAUUUGUUCCUGGGUGACUAUGUGGAUCGUGGGAAACAGUCUUUAGAGAGCAUAUGUCUUUUACUUGCUUACAAGAUCAAGUACCCUGAAAACUUCUUCCUUCUAAGAGGAAAUCAUGAAUGUGCAAGUAUUAACAGAAUAUAUGGGUUUUAUGAUGAGUGUAAACGAAGGUAUAACAUUAAACUAUGGAAGACAUUCACAGAUUGUUUUAACUGCUUACCAAUAGCUGCUAUUGUGGAUGAAAAGAUCUUUUGUUGCCAUGGAGGAUUGUCACCUGAUCUUCAGUCAAUGGAGCAAAUAAGGAGAAUAAUGAGACCCACUGAUGUACCAGACACUGGUCUACUUUGUGACCUGUUAUGGUCAGAUCCAGACAAAGACACCAAUGGAUGGGGGGAGAAUGACAGGGGCGUCUCUUUUACCUUUGGUGCCGAUGUGGUCAGUAAAUUCUUAAACAGGCAUGACCUUGAUCUUAUAUGCCGAGCACAUCAGGUGGUUGAAGAUGGCUAUGAGUUUUUUGCCAAGAGACAGCUUGUCACUCUGUUUUCAGCCCCCAACUAUUGUGGUGAAUUUGACAAUGCAGGUGGCAUGAUGAGUGUAGAUGAUACUUUAAUGUGUUCAUUUCAGAUUCUGAAGCCUUCAGAAAAGAAAGCGAAAUAUCAAUAUGGUGGUUUGAACUCAGGGCGACCAGUCACACCACCAAGAGGACCAGGAAAUAAAAAGGGGGCAGGAAAAAAUAAGUAGAAAUGUAAUUAUCUUUAGCAGUUUGCUGAGAGGCGCUAAUAGUUUACUUGUAUAAUAAUUCAGUAAUAUCAAAGACUUAUGCCUAGGUAGUCUUGUGUGGAAAAUCCUUGAUUGGAAAACUAGUGAAAAUAUUGAAUGUCAAAACGACAUAUUUAAUUUAUAAAGCAUGUUUCAGGAUUAUGAAUUUCUCGUCUAGUUGAACGAUGUCGUUUUGAUAUUUGGAAGAACCCGUGUUCUUUCAAAAACAUUUGAAGAUGAAACUAGUAAAACUAGUGAUUUUUAUUGUUAAACAAGCAACUUUGAAUACUGGAUUCAAACACUGUGAUUUUUACCCUCAAUGCUUGAUUGGUCAAUGAAUGAUGUCUUUGUAAACAUUCUUUAAAAUGCAUUGUCAUUUGAACAAAAAACAAAUUUGAAGAUUAUCGAAGUUUGACUUCUGAAAAUAGGUGCUUCUGUUGGUUGACCCUUGAUGUCCUCUGCUGCUGCUAUUACAAACCCACAUGUAUGAAGGAAAUUACAUUGUCAGACACCUAUUUCAGAAAAGGUUGASCGAAAGGUACUAUGGGUAUUGAUUAUUAAUGGAGAAAUUGAAUGCAGAUUUGUCAAAGGUUUUUUUUUUUUUGGCUGGUUGUACGAAGGGGGAAUAACUCCAUUCACAGGAUUGAUCCAAAAUCUAUGGAAUAGAUAACCUCCUUUUUAUAGGUUUGGGCUUCCUUUUCUUUGAUAUAACAGAAGGAGGUUAUGGAAGUUAUGUCACCUCAUGUAUUAGCCCAAGGCCCCAGUUCGAUGAUGAUGGUAGUGAUGGGUCACUGUUAUUUAUCCGAAAUGAAUACCCACAGCAGCUUUCGGUCAGUCAAUCACCGAAAACUUUCCCCAGAUAAUCAGAUUAUCAGAUGAUCUAAAAACAGACAAAACACAGUAUGAACUAAGCUACAUGAUAUAACUCUCUAAUUGUAAAUAUUGUCUGUUGAUAUGUCAUGUUAACAAUGCCAGUAACAGGUUAUUAUUGGUCAGUUUGUAAGGUCUUAUUCAGUGUGUGGUGUGAACCUGUCUAUGAUAUAUAAAGGAUGUAUCCAGUGUAACAAACU